UCUUGACUUUAUGAUCGUCAGCACUUAGCAAAGCAUCGUCUUUAAGACGUUACAAAAACUUCAAACUGCCAUUGACUUGUCACUGAACUAGCCCUCCAUUCCCUCUCUCACCCACCUCGAACUCUUUUGCUAUCGGACCAUCUCUGUUUGUUCGUUUUUCAGUGUGUGUUAUUCCACCUUACUUACCAUGAAUCUUCUUCUCCUUCUUCUGGUUCUUUUCGUUAUAAUAACCCUCGUCAAGUUUGUAUACUCGAUCAUAUGGGUCCCGUGGAAAAUCCAAAACCACUUCCGAAAUCAAGGCUUACGGGGCCCUAGCUACCGUCCGAUCUUUGGAAAUACAGCCGAGAUCCGCCGUAUGUUCGCGGAAGAUCAGCCGAAGCUAUCUCCGAUGGAUAAUGAUGUCGUUCAAUUCGCGUCUCCUUUUUGCCAUAGGUGGUCUUGCAUGUAUGGGAAAACUUUCUUGUACUGGUUUGGGCCGAAGCCCAGGCUAGCAAUUGCUGAUCCGGAUAUGAUAAAGGAAGUCCUCAUGAACACGAGCGGGUCGUUUGGAAGGAGAGGGUUCAACCCAUCUACUAAGCUUCUCUUUGGACAGGGACUUGUUGGGUUGGAUGGCGACAAAUGGGCUUUACACAGACGGAUCGUAAAUCAGGCCUUCAGCAUGGAGCGAGUCAAGGGUUGGGUGCCAGAUAUAGUGGCUAGUAUUAUGAAGAUGAUAGAAAAGUGGGAGGAUAUAAGAGAAGGAAGGGAGGAAUUUGAGAUGGAUAUGCAUGAAAAACUUCAUGAAGUCUCGGCGGAUGUUAUAUCUAGAACAGCUUUUGGAAGCAGUUUUGAGGAGGGAAAGCUUAUAUUCAAAUUACAACAUGAUCAAAUGCAUCUUUUCAGCAAGGCAACUAGAAGCGUUUACAUCCCUGGAUUCAGGUUUUUGCCUACCAAGAACAACAGAGAGAGGUGGAGACUAGAGAAGGAAACCCGUGAAUCAGUACGAAGGCUGAUCAUGAAUAAUAGCAAAGCCGGAGAAAAUUCAAGAAAUUUACUUAGCCUAUUGAUGUCUUCUUAUAAAAAUCAGGAUGGCGUGGAAGAGAAAUUAGAUGUGGAGGAAAUCAUAGAUGAAUGCAAAACCUUCUACUUUGCUGGGAAGGAAACAACUGCUAAUCUCUUGACUUGGGCUAUAAUCCUUCUAGCACAACAUCAGGAGUGGCAAUGCAGGGCUCGAGAGGAAGUGCUUAAAGUCUGUGGAGACAGAGAGCUUCCAUCUGGGGAUAAUUUGAGCGACUUUAAGAUUCUUGGGAUGAUAAUCAAAGAAGCGCUUCGACUGUAUCCGCCUGCUGUGAUGCUAUUGAGGCAAACAUCUAAAAGGGUGAAGCUAGGAAGCCUUGAAAUUCCUGCUGAUGUUGAACUCUUUUUGGCUUUGAUUGCUGUCCAACAUGACAAGGAGAUAUGGGGAGAAGAUGCCAAUGAAUUUAAUCCAUUUAGAUUCUCUGAGCCUCGCAAGCAUUUGGCUUCCUUCUUUCCCUUCGGACUGGGUUCUAGAAUCUGUGCAGGUCAAAAUCUAGCCUUGGUUGAAGCGAAAAUCGUCCUGGCUAUGAUCAUCCGGCAUUACUCUUUCGUUUUGUCACCUACAUAUGUUCAUGCUCCUUUAUUCUUCGUAUCCUUUCAGCCUAAAUAUGGUGCUCAAGUCCUCUUCAAGAGGAUCUCAAAUUGAUACUUGGCAGCUUUGUACUCUUUAUGUGUCAAAGAAAAGAAUUUCGUUUGUUGA
Molecule: messenger RNA, 1756 nt
Organism: Ziziphus jujuba (common jujube)
Lineage: Eukaryota; Viridiplantae; Streptophyta; Magnoliopsida; Rosales; Rhamnaceae
Product: cytochrome P450 734A1
Exons: 4
Coding region: 188-1702 (504 amino acids)
Molecular function (GO): iron ion binding; oxidoreductase activity, acting on paired donors, with incorporation or reduction of molecular oxygen; heme binding
Source: RefSeq, a predicted model, not a curated record